AUGGCGCGAGCGGCGCUCAGAUUGGGCGCCCGCGCGCUCGCGCUCCUCGUCCUCGUGUCAGUGGCUCUGCUUCCACUUGUCACUUCCGACGAUGGGUACAAACACUGCGAGGGUAUCGUCAGGGGCUGGGCGGAUUCCUCCACUGGGCGCGAGAAGGACGGGGACAAACUGAGCCUCAAGGAUUUGCUCUUCUUCCUCCACAUUCCUAGGACUGGAGGCCGCACCUACUUUCACUGCUUCCUCAAAAAGCUGUAUACAAAUGUGCAGGAAUGCCCGCGUUCUUACGACAAGCUACGGUUCAACCCAAGCCAUCCAGAUUGCAAGCUGGUUGUUAGUCAUGAUGACUAUAGCUUAACUUCCAAGCUGCCAAGGGAGAGAACUUCUGUUGUAACAAUACUAAGGAACCCAGUUGAUCGUGUAUUUAGCACAUAUGAGUUCUCAGUGGAAGUUGCAGCUAGAUUCCUUGUGCACCCAAACUUAACUUCUGCAAAGUUAAUGACUACCCGUGUGUUAACAAAGUCUCGUGCUGUCAGUACUUUGGACAUCUGGCCUUGGAAGUACUUGGUUCCAUGGAUGAGGGAAGAUCUGUUUGCCAGGAGAGAUGCCAGGGGGAAUGACACAGUUCAUAGUAGUAAGAAGGUCAAUGCAUAUGAUGUGGAGGAUAUGGUUAUGCCGUUACAUCAGUACAUCAAUGAUCCAGUUGCCCAUGAAAUCAUUCAUAAUGGUGCUACCUUUCAGAUUACUGGGUUAACGAACAAUUCAUACUUUGAUGGAGCACAUGAGAUUCGUCAUUGUGUCAGAAAGCAUCCAGAUCUUGGUCGUAUUGUGCUUGAAGUUGCUAAGAAUAGGCUGGACCAGAUGCUAUAUGUAGGACUUACGGAGGACCAUGAAGAAUCAGCGAGGUUGUUUGCUCAUAUGGUAGGAGCACAGGUGCUUUCACAAUCUGGGACAUUGAAUUUAGAUCUCAAGGAAGAUGUGCCCAGUGAGACUGACUCUCACCCAUCCAUGGUGGAGCCCGAUGAUGAAGAAACAAACGAACAUCUGAAUAGCACGCAUGGUUGGCAAAAUAAUGAAGCCCUGAACUCUACCAACGACGAACAUGGAAAAGGAAAUGUGACUGUUGGUAAACUGAUGGAAGCUUAUGAAACUUGCAUCGCCAAACUGCGGAAGUCUCAAUCUAGCCGUCGUAAAAUAUCCCUAAAGAAAGUUCAGGAAGCAAACUUUUCAAAAGAGGCACGGAAGCUGGUACCUGAGGCAAUUUUGAAACAAAUUAUCUCAUUGAACAGCCUUGACAUGGAACUUUAUGAUCAUGCUAAGAAAAUUUUUACCCAGGAACAUCUGAUGCUAAAAGCUCAGCAAUCCAUGGUGGGGCAGCACAGACAGUUGGCAGAACAAAAGGUGCGAACGGGCCAAUGCUUCGGUGAGAAGCCUAGGCUGAGCCAUGGAGAGGCGCGCGUGUUGAGAAAGCUCUCUGGCGAGCGGCUCGAGAAGGCUUUGGUGGCAACCAUGGGCUUUAGGAGCGCAGGCGCCGUGGCUCUGCUUCCGCUUGUCAGUUCCGACGAUGGGUACAAACACUGCGAGGGUGUUGUCAGGGGCUGGUCGGAUUCCUCCGCUGGGCGCGAGGAGGACGGGGACAGACUGAGCCUCAAGGAUUUGCUCUUCUUCCUCCACAUUCCUAGGACUGGAGGUCGCGCCUACUCUCGCUGCUUCCUCAAAAAGCUGUAUACAAAUGCGCAGCAAUGCCCGCGUUCCUACGACAAGCUACGGUUCGACCCAAGCCAUCCUGAUUGCAAGCUGGUUGUUAGUCAUGAUGACUAUAGCUUAACUUCCAAGCUGCCAAGGGAGAGAACUUCUGUUGUAACAAUACUAAGGAACCCAGUUGAUCGUGCAUUUAGCACAUAUGAGUUCUCAGUUGAAGUUGCAGCUAGAUUCCUUGUGCACCCAAACUUAACUAUCAGUACUUUGGACACCUGGCCUUGGAAGUACUUGGUUCCUUGGAUGAGAGAAGAUCUGUUUGCCAGGAGAGAUGCCAGGGGGAUUGACCAAGUUCAUAGUAGUAAGAAGGUCAAGGCAUAUGCAUAUGAUGCGGAGGAUAUGGUUAUGCCGUUACAUCAGUAUAUCAAUGAUCCAGUUGCCCAUGAAAUCAUUCAUAAUGGUGCUACCUUUCAGAUUACUGGGUUAACGAACAAUUCAUACUUUGAUGGAGCACACGAUGUUCGACAUUGUGUCAGAAAGCAUCCAGAUCUUGGUCGUAUUGUGCUUGAAGUUGCUAAGUAUAUACCAAAGAUGAAUAAUAGGCUGGACCAGAUGCUAUAUGUAGGACUUACGGAGGUUCAUGAAGAAUCAGCGAGUUUGUUUGCUCAUAUGGUAGGAGCACAGGUGCUUUCACAAUCUGGGACAUUGGAUUUAGAUCUCAAGGAAGAUCUGCCCAGUGAGACUGACUCACACCCAUCCAUGGUGAAGCACGAGGAUGAAGAAACAAAUGAACAUCUGAUGACUAUUGGUAAACUGAUGGAAGCUUAUGAAACUUGCAUUGCUGAACUGCGGAAGGUUGAAUCUAGCCGUCGUAGAAUAUCACUAAAGAAAGUGGAAGCAAGGUUUCCAAAAGAGGCACGGAAGCUGGUACCUGAGGCAAUUUUGAAACAAAUCAUCUCGUUGAACAGCCUUGACAUGGAACUUUAUGAUCAUGCUAAGAAAAUUUUUACCCAGGAACAUCUUCUGAUGUUAAAAGCUCAGCAAUCCAUGGUGGGGCAGCACAGGCAGUUGGGAGAACAAAAGGAGGGCUGGAUCAGCAUAAUCUGGAGCGGCGGGAUUUGCUCUCCGGAUGGUGGUCUUGGAUGGUGGUCUCCUUGGUCUAGGGAUCACCACAAUCAUAGUUUUGGUCACAUUAGCUGUAAGGAUGAGAGAAAAGAACGUCUAAACUUGCUUUAA
This is a messenger RNA of Miscanthus lutarioriparius, 2931 nucleotides long. Lineage: Eukaryota; Viridiplantae; Streptophyta; Magnoliopsida; Poales; Poaceae. The record is from the annotation of a GenBank genome assembly.